AUGCAAGGACUCCAUCACCAACAACAGCAACUCGCGGCGUUUCUCUCCGUCGCCAUCCCCAAGAACGAUUCCGCCCUCGCCUGGGUCGACUCCGCCUACAAGAUCCGCUCCCGGGUCGACAAGAUCGGCGGCGAGAACCCCACGUGGAACGAUCGGUUCCUCUUCAAGGUCCCGUUCGCAUUUCUCUCAAGAGAGACCUCCCAUGUCUCCAUCCAGAUCUACGCCGUCGGCUGCUUCAGCGAUCACCUCGUCGGCACCGUCCGACUUCUGAUCAACAACUUUCUCAACGUCGCGUCCAAGGUUCCGUCGGCUGCUUCAGCGAGACCUUCUGGAAGAUUCCAAGGCGUGUUGAAUGUGGCCGCGAUGGUGAUCGACGACUCGUACCUGGCUCCGGCGGUGAGCGAGUUGUCUGCGGUCGGGUACCACGACCUGAUGGGAAAGGGAGAAAGCUUCCGGUGCCGGCGACGCGACAUCAUGAAGAGCAAAUCGAGUGAUUACCCCGGCAAUUCGAAGGAAAACUCUUUCACUAAGUCGGCGGAGAACUCAGACGUCUGCGAGUCGGCGGCAUCAUCUCUGGCGACGCCAUUACCGCCUCUGAAGGAAGUGAACACGAUCACCGAAUUGGCGGGAACAACAAGGCAGGUGUUGAAGGCUCGUCCAAUGGACGGCUCGCGUUUCCUGUGUUGCUUGCUGACGCAGAGGAAGAUGCAAUACUGUCCGUCGGAUGAGAACGCGGAUGGAGCCCACAGCAGAGAAAGGAGGUGUCAGAGAUCUGGCUGCCACAAGGGUGCUGAAGAACUUGACGGUGUUUGA
This is a messenger RNA of Malus domestica (apple), 813 nucleotides long. RefSeq lists its product as uncharacterized. NCBI's taxonomy places the organism in Eukaryota, Viridiplantae, Streptophyta, Magnoliopsida, Rosales, Rosaceae. The record is from RefSeq and is a predicted model, not a curated record.